Molecule: messenger RNA, 3018 nt
Organism: Pyrus x bretschneideri (Chinese white pear)
Lineage: Eukaryota; Viridiplantae; Streptophyta; Magnoliopsida; Rosales; Rosaceae
Product: myosin-10-like
Exons: 9
Coding region: 420-2375 (651 amino acids)
Source: RefSeq, a predicted model, not a curated record
AAUCACUAAACAUCCCAAGCUUAACAGCUAAGUAAGAAUCUAAUCUGGCGGUGGUUUUGAUGCAUUGCCGUUCGGUUUGGCAAUCUCUCGAAUUCGAGCUUUUAAUCUCUCCCAUUUCUUCCGUGGAAGCUGCUCCAUUGGUUAAUUUGGUUUGCAUUUGGAUUUGAAAUGUUUUUUAGAUUUGUUUGAAGUUGUUGAUCCAAGGGCAAAGUUAGUUGUCAGUGAGUUGGAUGAUCGGUCACCUUCCCAGUCACCAGGAUGCAGUUCAAAGCCUUUGCACAAGAGCAGUGUUGAAAAAUUAACAGAUAAGCACUCGAGAGCCUUAGAACUUCAUUCUGCUUCCGAAGCCCGCAUUGUGGAAGCUGAGACGAAGUUGUAAGAAGCCAUUGAAACAUUCAGUCAGAAAGAUUUGGAAGCUAAUGGGACAACAGCAAUCUAGGCCUACGAAUGAGAACAACCGGCUUUAUGAAGAGUAUAAAAAUACUAUGAAGGAACUCGAGCAAGCGAAAUCUAACCUUGAAGAACAGCUCAAGGAACAAAAAACAAGUGAAGCUGCUUUAAAAUCUGAGGUUGAAAAUCUCAAGGCUGAGGUUGCUGAGAAGCCUUUAUUGCAGAAUUCUCUCAAGGAAUUGCAAACCAAGUUAGCUCACUUUGAAGAAGAGAGAAGAAAACUAGCUGAGGCAAAUAUAAAGCUUAAAGAAGAUGUGUCUACAUGCAAGUCCAAACAAAGUGACCUUGAAGCAAAAUAUUCCACUGCUGUUGCUAAGAAGGAUGAAUCAGUUGAACAACUUCAGGCUGCAAAAAGGACUAUUGAAGAUUUAACGCAGCAACAUUCUUCUCAAGGGCAGAAACUACAAUCUCAGAUAUCUUCGCUUCUGGAUGAGAACCGCCUGCUUAAUGAAGUGCAUCAAAAUACUAAGAAAGAACUCCAGCAAGCGAUAUCUAACCUUGAAGAACAGCUCAAUCGACAAAGGGCACAAGAAGCUGCUUUAAUAUCUGAGGUUAAAAAUCUCAAGGCUGAGGUUGCUGAGAAACCUUUAUUGCAGAAUUCUCUCAAGGAACUGCAAACCAAGUUAGCUCGCUGUGACGAAGAGAGAAGAAAACUAGCUGAGGCAAAUAUAAAGCUUGAAGAAGAUGUGUCUACAUACGAGUCCAAACAAAGUGACCUUGAAGCAAAAUAUUCCACUGCUGUUGCUGAGAAUGAUGAAUCAGUUGAACAACUUCAGGCUGCAAAAAGGACAAUUGAAGAUUUAAAGCAGCAGUAUUCUUUUCAAGGGCAGAAACUACAAUCUCAGAUAUCUUCGCUUCUGGAUGAGAACCGCCUACUUAAUGAAGAGCAUCAAAAUACUGAGAAAGAACUCCAGCAAGCGAUAUCUAACCUUGAAGAACAGCUCAAUCAACAAAGGGCACAAGAAGCUGCUUUAAUAUCUGAGGUUAAAAAUCUCAAGGCUGAGGUUGCUGAGAAACCUUUAUUGCAGAAUUCUCUCAAGGAACUGCAAACCAAGUUAGCUCGCUGUGACGAAGAGAGAAGAAAACUAGCUGAGGCAAAUAUAAAGGUUAAAGAAGAUGUGUCUACAUACGAGUGCAAACAAAGUGACCUUGAAGCAAAAUAUUCCACUGCUGUUGCUGAGAAUGAUGAAUCAGUUGAACAACUUCAGGCUGCAAAAAGGACAAUUGAAGAUUUAAAGCAGCAGCAUUCUUCUCACGGGCAGAAACUACAAUCUCAGAUAUCUUUGCUUACGGAUGAGAACAGCCUGCUUAAUGAAGUGCAUCAAAAUACUAAGAAGGAACUCCAGCAAGCGAUAUCUAACCUUGAAGAACAGCUCAAGGAACAAAAAACAGGAGAAGCUGCUUUAAAAUCUGAGGUUGAAAAUCUCAAGGCUGAGGUUGCUGAGAAGCCUUUAUUGCAGAAUUCUCUCAAGGAACUGCAAACCAAGUCAGCUCACUGUGAAGAAGAGAGCAGAAAACUAGCUGAGGCAAAUAUAAAGCUUAAAGAAGAUGUGUCUACAUACGAGUGCAAACAAAGUGACCUUGAAGCAAAAUAUUCCACUGCUGUUGCUGAGAAGGAUGAAUCAGUUGAACAACUUCAGGCUGCAAAAAGGACUAUUGAAGAUUUAAUGCAGCAGCAUUCUUCUCAAGGGCAGAAACUACAAUCUCAGAUAUCUUCGCUUACAGAUGAGAACAGCCUGCUUAAUGAAGUGCAUCAUAAUACUAAGAAGGAACUCCAGCAAGUGAUAUCCAACCUUGAAGAACAGCUCAAGGAACAAAAAGCAGGAGAAGCUGCUUUAAGAUCUGAGUUGAAAAUCUCAAGGCUGAGGUUGCUGAGAAAACUUUGUUGCAAAAUUUUCUCAAGGAACUCGAAGAGAAAUUGGUGAAAACUGAAGCUCGACUGCAAAAAGAGGUUGAAAGCAUUAAGGCGACUGCAGCGAAAAGAGAGGCAGAGGCUUCCCCAAUGUCGAGUGUUAAGUUCAUCGUGGGAGUGGCUAUGGUGUCUGCAAUCAUUGGCCUCAUUCUUGAGAAACGAUACUAGAUCAAGUUUUUGUGUUUUUGCUAUCCCCUUGGCUGUUUGCAAAGCAAAACACAGAUGGUUAUGUAUUAUUCAAGUUUGUAUUUAGUUUGUAUAUUGGGUUGCAGAUGCUUUCGGAAAUAUAAGAAUUUGUGUGUUUGUUGAUACGAAAAGAAGAGGACGGUCUCAGUUGUUUUCGAGUCAUAUGGUCGGAUCCCUAAAUGAAAUUACUUCAUGGCCGUUUAAUAAGUAUUUAAUUUUCAGUUUUUAUUCUUUUUUUUUUUUUGAAAUUUGAAAACUGAAAACUCGUUCGACAACUAUUUUUGAUUGUCAGCUACAAAGCCUCAUUUUUCUACCAUGUAAACUACCUACUUGUAAUUGUUUGUUGCAGGAACUUGCCCAACCAAUUCACAUCCCUGAAGGCUGGCCGCGGUCACAUAUUUUUCCUCCUAAUUUCCGUCUCUCUGCAGUAAUGCCAGGGAAAGAAUAUAAUUGGCCCGAGCAGUAUCUCU